AUGCCGGACAGCGAAGCAGCUGAGCUGGAGACCAGCAAUCUUUUCUACUUUAGCGAGGUACAGUGUACCUCGCUAAACACCCAUCAACCCGAGGUAUCGACACUGCACAUGCCAAAAGAAAACACACUCGAACACGGAAACAGCGAUAGCGAAGGCGAAGUUAUACUUUUUAAAGGCAGACUUAACUCGGUCCCCAAAAAGAGCGACACUAUUGACAUGGAAAAUAUCCGCACGGAAAUACUUGCAGUUCAGAGAGAGGUGGAAACGUCACCGGUCAUGACUAACAUUACUCGUGGGAGGAGGGGCGGGAGGCAAGCCAAAGCGAAACGAGCCGCCAUAUUCAAUGUGUCCGAAGAAGAGGACGAUGGAAUGUUGGCCGAUUAUAUUGCGAACAUGCGCGAAAAUGGUGAGAUGCAGGAGCUUAUAGAGACUCUAGCGGGCCCAGCAGAGAUCGAAGACGAAAGCGCGAGCAGUGCUGAAUCUAGCGAUAACGACGCCGGGGACCUGUUGACCGAGGCUGCUCUGGCGUCACAGCUGAACAAGCAGAUCCCAAAGGGGGCUUCAGGGGAGACCGUCACAGAGUAUACUGAUUUUGACCCCAUGCACUGGUAUCGUCCUAGCAUUCAGCGUAAUAAUGGCAAGGCGGCAAAACAUAAACUCGAUUUCAGGUUCGCCGACAUCGACUCCGAGAUAGAAUGCAGACUACAAGCAGCAUGGCAGAGCGAUCGCAUCAGAAAGGCCGAGCGGAAAAAAGAGCGUGAGCAAUUUCGCGCCCUGAAUCUCAUCAAAAAGAAAGCUGAAAAAGGAGAUACCGAUGACUUGCGUGUCAAAUAUCCUAAAGGCAUGAGUCUCGACCAGGUUGCCGACGAGCUGAAGAGAUUUCUAAUAAGCCUCGACAUUAGCAUCUGCCUACCGCCGAUGGACAAGCACGCCAGGAAGAUAAUUCACGAGCUGGCAAACACGUUCAACGUAAAAUCCAAGUCUACUGGCAAAGCCGACCAGCGCCGACCCACAUUGUACCGCACGAAGCGGACGCUGCGAUUUGACGACGAGGCAUUUCAAUCAGCUGUCAGACGAACACGACGUCAAUACUUUCCCAGACUAGAUUAUAAAGGGAAGAGGUUGCAAGAGCAACCUUCCCGUAACGGCUAUGCCGAAGCAAGCUACCGCGAUGGGGAGAUCGUUGGUGCUUCUGCUCCGGAAUUGAGUAUCGAGAAUCGUGGCAGAGCAAUGCUGGAAAAAAUGGGAUGGAGCACUGGGACAGCUCUCGGCUCGGAAGACAACAAGGGAAUUCUCAUUCCCGUCAUUCAGACCAUGAAGAGAUCCAAAGCAGGACUAGGUUAG
This is a messenger RNA of Beauveria bassiana ARSEF 2860, 1344 nucleotides long. Its product is annotated as G-patch domain-containing protein. The coding region runs from base 1 to 1344 and encodes 447 amino acids. NCBI's taxonomy places the organism in Eukaryota, Fungi, Ascomycota, Sordariomycetes, Hypocreales, Cordycipitaceae. Gene Ontology annotation, molecular function: nucleic acid binding. The record is from RefSeq and is a predicted model, not a curated record. The transcript has 2 exons.